GGGAAAUCGCUGCUCUAUUUAUAUCCCCGAAUUCAGCUGCAAAUUUCAAGGAAUAACUUCGGGAUGUUAACUUUAUGUCCUUCAGGUUGAAGCUUAUCUCUUUCUAUCUGUCGUUAUCUGUGUAACUCUGCUUUCCAUCACUGCGGUUUUGCAAUUGAUAGCUGAAAUUAAAUGGGAUCGUGAGUAUAAAGGUCUCCUGGCCUUUGUGGUUUAAGAGGAAGGAAGAAAAAGAAGAAGAGUUUCAGAAAUGGGAGUUGAGGACUUGUUUUUUAACAAGUUGAUGGUUAGCAGCAAUAGCUGUUAUGGAGGAAGAGGAGGAGGGGAAGAAAUGAUCAAGGAGUGGAAGGACAUACCGGCGGAGUUGCUGUUGAGGAUUGUAUCUCUGCUGGAUGAUCGUACCGUUAUUGUGGCUUCUGGUGUUUGCACUGGCUGGAGAGAUGCCAUUUCUUGGGGUCUUACCCAGCUUUCCCUUUCUUGGUGCAAAAAGAAGAUGAACCAGUUGGUACUAUCACUAGUGUGCAAGUUCACAAACCUGAGGGUUCUGGUUCUUCGACAAGGUUUCCCUCAACUUCAAGAUAAUGCGGUUGAGGCGAUUUCAAACUGUUGUCAUGAAUUGCAGGACUUGGAUCUCAGCAAGAGCUUUAAGCUGACGGACCGCUCCCUAUAUGCUCUUGCCCAAGGCUGCCCUAACCUCACAAAGCUAAACAUAAGCGGGUGCUCGGCUUUCAAUGACAGUGCCAUUGCAUACCUUUCUGAGCAUUGUAGGAAGCUUGAGGUCUUUAAUCUCUGUGGCUGUGUUAGGGGUGCUACUGAUAAGGCCCUCAAGGCAAUUGGGUAUUUCUGCAACCGGCUGCGGUCGGUGAACUUGGGGUGGUGUGAUGAGAUUAGCGACGAAGGCGUGAUGAGCCUGGCAUACGGUUGCCCUGACCUGAGGGCGCUUGACUUGUGUGGAUGUGUCCUAAUAACAGAUGAGAGUGUGAUUGCACUCGCAAAUAACUGCCCUCACCUCAGAUCACUCGGCCUCUACUACUGCCAGAACAUAACCGACAGGGCCAUGUACUCUCUCGCUCACAAGCACGAGAUUUGGCCAUCCAUGAAAAAGAAGAAGAGCGGCAGAAAGAACGCGGGGGAGGAGGGGCUUAUGAAUCUGAACAUCAGCCAGUGCACGGCCCUCACCCCGCCAGCAGUUCAGGCAGUUUGUGACUCCUCACCUGCCCUCCACACCUGCCCGGGCCGUCAUUCCCUCAUCAUUAGCGGCUGUUUGAAUCUGACUUCUGUGCACUGUGCGUGUGCGGUCCAAGCACACCGAGCUCACACAGUGUUUCCUCAUACGGCUCAUGGAGUAUAACUUACUGAUUACUGGCGGGUUCCAAAGAAUGUUUAUAUGUGUAUAGCUGCUAGUCUCUUGUAGGAACGAACAACUUGAGUUUACUCUUGGUUGAUGGACAUUAUCGUUCUGCUAAUAGACCCUUGGUGCUAUUAAUUAAUUAUGCAUUUAUUAUUUUACGAAUGAUAAAA
This is a messenger RNA of Cuscuta epithymum, 1518 nucleotides long. NCBI's taxonomy places the organism in Eukaryota, Viridiplantae, Streptophyta, Magnoliopsida, Solanales, Convolvulaceae. The record is from the annotation of a GenBank genome assembly.